Molecule: messenger RNA, 1505 nt
Organism: Acaromyces ingoldii
Lineage: Eukaryota; Fungi; Basidiomycota; Exobasidiomycetes; Exobasidiales; Cryptobasidiaceae
Product: Phosphoenolpyruvate/pyruvate domain-containing protein
Exons: 6
Coding region: 159-1334 (391 amino acids)
Biological process (GO): oxaloacetate metabolic process
Molecular function (GO): catalytic activity; magnesium ion binding
Source: RefSeq, a predicted model, not a curated record
UCACCACGUCCGAUUACCGGUCUUCUUCCCUGCCCGAUGCGAUCACGUGGUUUAUCUCGCUCGGGCCAAGAGGGACCCGCUUGCAAUUGCUUCCGUACCGCCGCGUUCUUGGCUCUGACGCCGACGAGCCCAAUUCUCACAACAAGCGUGCUUCGACAAUGAGCUUCUCGCGCACGCUUGCUAGGCGGGCGGCAUGGGCCUCAUCUCAGCCCCGUCAUCAGCUUUCACUUCCUCCUCUGCUGCUCCAGGGAGCUGUGACAGCGAGACUUGAGCCCCUGCGUGGAGCGGCACGGCUCGCAUCUGUCGCUGCACCCCGCUUGAUCGGCUCUACUGGCCGCAGGCUGCUCUCUGUCACCGCGGCGCGAGGCUCGAAAAGCGAAGCUGCGCUUCAUGCUCGACGAAGCAUGCUUUACGUUCCUGGAAGCUCGGAGAAAAUGAUCAAAAAGAGCCAGCAAAGUGAAGCAGACUGCAUCAUCUUUGACCUCGAGGAUAGUGUCGCUCCUCAUCGCAAGGGAGCUGCCCGAGAGCUGGUCCUACACGCCCUAGAUGCUGCGCCACGGCCGGGGCCAGAGCUUGCUGUUCGCAUCAACCCACCCUCGGGCGAUCGCAGCCUGUCCAACGACGACCUGGACAUCAUCUUGCCCAGUCAGCAGCUGGAGACAAUCGUUGUGCCAAAAGUGGAGCACGAAGAUGACAUCUUCUUUAUCCUCGACAAGGCGCGACACCUUCGGUCAGACCACCGGCAGCUCUCGCUAGUUCUCUCCGUCGAGAGCGCCGCGUCGUUACUGCGCAUGCCGAGGAUCAUUGAAGCGAUCGAAUCCGAAAACAAAAAGGACCAAGAACCGCCGCAUGCCGUUGCGGCUGCCCUACUAUUCGCGAGUGAGGACUACUGCGCUGCUACGGGUAUCAUCCGGACAAAGGAAAGACGGGAGCUGCUCUUUCCUCGGGCGCAGAUGGCCACCGUCGCAAAGGCUUACGGUCUGCAGGCCAUCGAUAUGGUCUGCAUCGACUUCAAGGACGUGACCAAUCUCCAGGAGGAAGCGCUCGAAGGGCGUCACCUGGGCUACGACGGCAAGCAGGCCAUCCAUCCCGCGCAAGUGACCGACAUCCAGAGAGCUUAUUCGCCUUCUGAAAAAGAUAUUCUCAAGGCUGCUCGGAUCAAGGCUGCAUACGAAAAGUCAGUUCGAGACAACAAAGGUGCCGUGGGGCUCAAGGAGGGCGAGGGCAUUAUCAUGAUCGACGCGCCCAUGCUCAAGCAAGCAGACGCCAUCUUGACAAAGGCACACGCUGGCAACUUGCCGAUUCCAGAUGUAUCACAGGAGUUUGCUUCAUGAUGAAUCAGAACAAUCUCGGUUCCAGCCCUCGUCAAGCAGCCACUGGCUGACAUGCCGAUCCUUGGCCGGUAGGUGGCAGAACGGUAUGGCUGGUCCAAUUGCCCACGCGGUCGAGGGACACGAGCAUCUCUUCUCAUGGUCACUCUCACUCUUGCAAUGGUCUUGAAACCU